UGGGCUGACGGACAGGACGACCGACACAUCUUCUGGCUGAGCGGGCUGGCGGGGACGGGCAAGUCGACCAUCUCGCGGACGGUGGCUCGCGAAUAUCACCAACAGCAGCGUCUCGGCGCUAGCUUCUUCUUCUCGCGCGGCGGCGGCGACGUAGGACACGCCGGCACCUUUGCUACGAGCAUCGCGUUCCAGCUUGCGCACAACGUGCCAGCAUCGCGCCAGCACAUCCGCAGUGCCGUCAAGGAGCGCAGCGACAUUACCAACCAGUCUCUGCGCGACCAGUGGCGCCACCUUGUGCUCGACCCGCUAUCGAAACUGGAAGGAUCGCUGUCGUACGUCCUGAUUGUCGAUGCGCUCGACGAGUGCGACGAUGAGAGCGACAUCCAGAUCAUUGUGCAGCUGCUAGGCGAAGCUCGGUCGCUGGAGAGAGUGCGGCUGCGGGUGUUCCUGACGAGCAGGCCCGAGGUGCCCAUUCGACACGGCUUCUUCCAGAUACCAAACGCGGAGCACCAGGACUUUCUACUGCACAACAUAUCGCCGUCCAUCGUGGACAACGACAUAAGCCUUUUCCUGCAACAUUAUCUCCGCAUCGUUGGGCAGGAACGUAGCUUGGACGUCGACUGGCCUGGGCCAGAGACUAUUGAGCAGCUGGUCCGUCGUGCAUGCGGCCUGUUUAUCUGGGCGGCAACUGCGUGGCGAUUCAUCCGCGAUGGGAAGAAGUUCGCAGCUAGGAGGAUGGAGACGAUCCUUGCAAGCAACAGCAGCACUGCCGCAGCUCCAGAGAAGCAUCUCAACGAGAUCUAUGUCACUGUGCUCAACAACUCGGUUGACACCAACUACACAGACGAAGAGAGAGCAGAGCACUAUAAGACGUUAAGGUACAUUCUCGGAAGCGUGGUGAUCGCGUUCUCUUCUCUCCCGGUUGAUGCUUGGAGCAAGCUACUCCAUGUCUCGAAACAGGACGUCGGCCAGACACUAGAGGACCUGUACGCCAUUUUGGAUAUCCCAAAAGAUCCGACGCGAUCCGUCCGCACCCACCACCCGUCGUUCCGCGACUUCCUGCUCAACAAAGACCGAUGUGGCGAUGCUUUCUGGGUCGACGAGAAGCAGGCGCAUGCAGCGUUGGCAGGCCAUUGCAUACAGCUAAUGUCGAGCGCUCUCAAGCAAGACAUCUGUGGCGUAGAUACUCCUGGCAUGCUUGUAGCCGAGAUAGAGAGACGCAAAGUAGAGCAAAGCCUCCCUCCCGAACUACAGUAUGCAUGUCUGUACUGGGUCCAACACGUUCAGAAGAGCGGGACGCAGCUACGGGACAACGACCAAGUGCACCAAUUCUUGCAGGAGCAUAUCCUCCACUGGCUAGAGGCGCUCGGGUGGAUGGGGAAAGUGUCCGAAGGAGUGUAUGCCAUCGCAUCUUUGGAGUCGUCUGUGGCUGUAAGUUCCAGUGACGGCCCUUCUCUCUCAGCUUUCGCCCACGACGCGAAGCGGUUCGUUCUCUACCACCGGGCAGCGAUUGAGCAGGCGCCUCUGCAGACGUAUAGCGGGCUUGUGUUCGCACCAACAGCAAGCACAGUAAGGAAGAGGUUCCAAGGCAGCAUACCUCGAUGGAUUCGAGGAGUGCCAAAAGUGGAGGAGGAAUGGAACGCGCUGCGGCAGACGCUCGAGGGCCAUGGGGACUCGGUCACCGCAGUGGCCUUCUCGCCGGACGGCGCGACACUGGCCUCAGCAUCGCACGACAAGACGGUCAAGCUGUGGGAGGCCAAGACGGGAGCGCUGCGGCAGACGCUCGAGGGCCAUGGGGACUUGGUCACCGCAACGGUCAAGUUGUGGGAGGCCAGGACGGGGGCGCUGCGGCAGACGCUCGUGGGCCAUGGGGACUGGGUCAGGGCAGUAGCCUUCUCGCCGGACGGCAUGACACUGGCCUCGGCAUCAGACGACAAGACGGUCAAGCUGUGGGAGGCCAGGACGGGGGCGCUGCGGCAGACGCUCGAGGGCCAUGGGGACUAUGUCGCUGCAAUAGCCUUCUCGCCGGACGGCACGACACUAGCCUCGGCAUCGCACGACGAGACGGUCAAGCUGUGGGAGGCCAAGACGGGAGCGCUGCGGCAGACGUUUGAUAUCCACGCUGUUGUCUAUACCCUGUCUUUCUCUGAGGACGGUACGCUUCUCCAGACAAACCGUGGGUCUCUGCCUAUACCAACAGAGCUUCUUCCACCUGAUACAGCCACGAAUCGUCUCCCUCUUUCCCCCUCUGUUUUUGUCAAGGACCAGUGGGUGCACCAACAUACUAAGCGUAUCCUUUGGCUUCCUCCCGAUCAUCGGUCAUCCUGCAUUGCUGUUCAUGAGGGCAUUGUUGGUUUUGGGUACAUGUCUGGGAGAGUAAUGCUGAUAGAGUUCGCUUUUUGA
This is a messenger RNA of Aaosphaeria arxii CBS 175.79, 2403 nucleotides long. RefSeq lists its product as uncharacterized. Lineage: Eukaryota; Fungi; Ascomycota; Dothideomycetes; Pleosporales. The annotation marks the transcript as partial. Gene Ontology annotation, cellular component: nucleus; transcription repressor complex. The transcript is spliced from 3 exons. Gene Ontology annotation, molecular function: protein binding. Gene Ontology annotation, biological process: negative regulation of transcription by RNA polymerase II. The record is from RefSeq and is a predicted model, not a curated record.